AUGACAAGCCUAGGCGUCAGUGAAGAGUCCACCACCUCCCGUAGCCAACCAGGUUCAACUCACUCAACAGUGUCACCUGCCAGCAGCACCACGCCAGGCCCCAGUGAGGAAUCUACCACCGUCUACAGCAGCAGCCCAGGCUCAACUGAAACCACAGUGUUCCCUCGCAGCACCACAACCUCAGUUCGUGGUGAGGAACCUACAACCUUCCACAGCCAGCAGGCCGCAACUCACACAACGCUGUUCACUGAGGACACCACCACCUCGGGCCUCACUGAAGAAUCUACAGCCUUCCCCAGCAGCCCAGUCUCCACCCGAACAGGGCCUUGUUGGAGAAUCUACACCCUCAACCCUCAGUCCAAGCUCAACCGAAACAACAACUUUACCCGGCAGUCCCACAACACCAAGCCUCGCACGACAAGCUCAGGCGUCAGUGAAGAAUCCACCACCUCCCACAGCCGACCACACACAGGCUCAACGCACACAACAGCGUUCCCUGGCAGUACCACCAUGCCAGGCCUCAGUCAGGAAUCUACAGCUUCCCGCAGCAGCCCAGGCUCCACAGACACAACACUGUCCCCUGGCAGUACCACAGCAUCAUCCCUUGGUCCAGAGUCUACUACCAUCCACAGCAGCCCAGGCUCCACUGGAACAUCACUCUUACCUGACAACACCACAACCUCAGGCCUCCUUGAAGCAUCUACGCCCGUCCACAGCAGCACUGGAUCGCCACACACAACACUGUCCCCUGCCGGUUCUACAACCCGUCAGGGAGAAUCUACCACUUUCCAGAGCUGGCCAAGCUCAAAUGACACUGCGCCUGCACCUCCUAGUACCACAUCAGCCUUUGUUGAACUAUCUACAACCUACCAUAGCAGCCCGAGCUCAACUCCAACAACACAGCUUUCUGCCAGCUCCACAAUCUUGGGCCGUAGUGAGGAAUCGACAACAGUCCACAGCAGCCCAGUUGCAACUGCAACAACACCUUCAUCUGCCCGCUCCACAACCUCAACCUCAGGCCUUACUGAAGAAUCUACAACCUACCACAGCAGCCCGGGCUCAACUCAAACAAUGCACUUCCCUGAAAGCUCCACAACUUCAGCUAGUGAAGAAUCAACAACUUCCCACAGCAGCACAACACACACAAUAUCUUCACCUCCUGGCACCACACCUGGCCCUGUUGAAGAGUCUACAAGCUACCACAGCAGCCCGGGCUCAACUGCAACAACACGCUUCCCCGACAGCUCCACAACCUCAGGCCGUAGUGAGGAAUCAACAGCAUACCACAGCAGCCCAGACGCAACGGGAACAACAGUCUCAUCUGCCCGCUCCACAACCUCAGUUCUUGUUGGAGAAUCUACGACCUCACCCAUCAGUUCAGGCUCCACGGAAACAACAGCCUCACCCGGCAGUACCACAACGCCAGGCCUCAGUGAGAAAUCUACCACUUUCUACAGUAGCCCCAGAUCACCAGACACAACACUCUCACCUGCCAGCACGACAAGCUCAGGCGUCAGUGAAGAAUCCACCACCUCCCACAGCCGAAAAGGCUCAACGCACACAACAGCAUUCCCUGACAGCACCGCCACGCCAGGCCUCAGUCGGGAGUCUACAACUUCCCGCAGCAGCCCAGGCUCAACGGAUACAACACUGUUACCUGCCAGCACCACCACCUCAGGUCCCGGUCGGGAAUCGACAACAUCCCACAGCAGCCCAGGUUCAACUGACACUGCACUGUCCCCUGGCAGUACCACAACCUUAUCCUCUGGUCAAGAAUCUACAACCUUCCACAGCAGCCCAGGCUCCACUCACACAACACUCUUCUUUGACAGCACCACAAGCUCAGGCAUCGUUGAAGCAUCUACACGCGUCCACAGCAGCACUGGCUCACCACACACAACACUGUCCCCUGCCAGCUCCACAAGCCCUGGCCUUCAGGGAGAAUCUACCGCCUUCCAGACCCACCCAGCCUCAACUCACACAACGCCUUCACCUCCUAGCACCACAGCAGCCCCUGUUGAGGAAUCUACAACCUACCACCACAGCCCAGGCUCGACUCCAACGACACACUUCCCUGCCAGCUCCACAACUUCGGGACACAGUGAGAAAUCAACAACAUUCCACGGCAGCCCAGAUGCAAGUGGAACAACACCCUCACCUGCCCACUCCACAACCUCAGGUCGUGGAGAAUCUACAACCUCACCCAUCAGUCCAGGCUCAACUGAAAUAACAACGUUAUCUGGCAGCACCACAACACCAGGCCUCAGUGAGGCGUCUACCACCUUCUACAGCAGCCCCAGAUCACCAACCACAACACUCCCACCUGCCAGCAUGACAAGCCUAGGCGUCAGUGAAGAGUCCACCACCUCCCGUAGCCAACCAGGUUCAACUCACUCAACAGUGUCACCUGCCAGCAGCACCACGCCAGGCCCCAGUGAGGAAUCUACCACCGUCUACAGCAGCAGCCCAGGCUCAACUGAAACCACAGUGUUCCCUCGCAGCACCACAACCUCAGUUCGUGGUGAGGAACCUACAACCUUCCACAGCCAGCAGGCCGCAACUCACACAACGCUGUUCACUGAGGACACCACCACCUCGGGCCUCACUGAAGAAUCUACAGCCUUCCCCAGCAGCCCAGUCUCCACCCGAACAGGGUUGCCUGUCACCCUCACAACCACAGACCUCGGUGAGGAAUCAACAACCUUCCCCAGCAGCUCAGGCUCAACUGGAACAACACUCUCACCUGCCCGCUCCACCACCUCAGGCCUUGUUGGAGAAUCUACACCCUCAACCCUCAGUCCAAGCUCAACCGAAACAACAACUUUACCCGGCAGUCCCACAACACCAAGCCUCGGUGAGAAAUCAACCGCCUUCUACACCAGCCCCAGAUCACCAGAUGCAACACUCUCACCUGCGACCACAACAAGCUCAGGCGUCAGUGAAGAAUCCGGCACAUCCCAUAGUCAACCGGGCUCAACGCACACGACAGCGUUCCCUGACAGCACCACCACGUCAGGCCUCAGUCAGGAACCUACAACUUCCCACAGCAGCCAAGGCUCAACAGAGGCAACGCUGUCCCCUGGCAGUACCACGGCCUCAUCCCUUGGUCCACAGUCUACAACCUUGCACAGCAGCCCAGGCGCCACUGAAACCACACUCUUACCUGACGACACCACAACCUCAGGCCUCGUGGAGGCAUCUACACCCAUCCACAGCAGCACUGGCUCGCUACACACAACACUGACCCCUGCCAGCUCCACAAGCGCUGGCCUUCAGGAAGAAUCUGCCACUUUCCAGAGCUGGCCAAGCUCAAGUGACACAACACCUUCACCUCCUAGCACCACACCAGCCCCUGUUGAAGUAUCCACAACCUACCACAGCCGCCCGAGCUCAACUCCAACAACACAGUUUUCUGCCAGCUCCACAACCUUGGGCCGUAGUGAGGAAUCAACAACAGUCCACAGCAGCCCAGGUGCAACUGGAACAACACGCUUCCCUACCCGCUCCGCGACCUCAGUUCUUGUUGGAGAACCUACAACCUCACCCAUCAGUUCAGGCUCAAUGGAAACAACAGCGUUACCCGGCAGUACCACAACAGCAGGCCUGAGUGAGAAAUCUACCACCUUCUACAGUAGCCCCAGAUCACCAGUCACAACACUCUCACCUGCCAGCACGACAAGCUCAGGCCACCGCCACGCCAGGCCUCAGUCGGGAGUCUACAACUUCCCGCAGCAGCCCAGGCUCAACGGAUACAACACUGUUACCUGCCAGCACCACCACCUCAGGUCCCGGUCGGGAAUCGACAACAUCCCACAGCAGCCCAGGUUCAACUGA
Molecule: messenger RNA, 3834 nt
Organism: Nomascus leucogenys (northern white-cheeked gibbon)
Lineage: Eukaryota; Metazoa; Chordata; Mammalia; Primates; Hylobatidae
Product: mucin-12-like
Source: RefSeq, a predicted model, not a curated record